Molecule: messenger RNA, 2084 nt
Organism: Trichechus manatus latirostris (Florida manatee)
Lineage: Eukaryota; Metazoa; Chordata; Mammalia; Sirenia; Trichechidae
Gene: MTFMT
Product: mitochondrial methionyl-tRNA formyltransferase
Exons: 9
Coding region: 83-1267 (394 amino acids)
Biological process (GO): biosynthetic process; conversion of methionyl-tRNA to N-formyl-methionyl-tRNA
Cellular component (GO): mitochondrion
Molecular function (GO): methionyl-tRNA formyltransferase activity
Source: RefSeq, a predicted model, not a curated record
CCAAGCCCCGCUCCCACCUCCAGCCAAUGGACUCCACCUCACCCCGGCGCGCUUUGCCGUAUAGGCCGCCUGCGCCGGGGCGAUGAGGGUGCAGUUGCGACGCUGCUGGGGCCCAGGGCCGGUCCGCUGCGCCACCGGCGUGAGGUCGACUCCACAAUGGCGAGCGCUGGCCGGGCUCGGCGUGUCUUCCGGCGGGGAGGAGGGCCUCGGCGCCCGAGCCCGGGAGAAGCCCCCGUGGCGGGUGCUCUUCUUCGGCACAGACCGGUUCGCCCGCGAGGCGCUGCGAGCGCUGCACGCCGCCAGGGACAACAAAGAGGAAGAGUUAAUAGAGAAAUUGGAGGUGGUCACAGUGCCCUCCCCGUCACCCAGAGGACUGCCUGUGAAGCGUUACGCCGUGCGGUCCCAGCUGCCAGUCUAUGAGUGGCCAGAUGUGGGACCCGGGGACUAUGAUGUUGGCGUAGUGGCUUCGUUCGGCCGACUUCUGAGUGAGGCCCUUAUCCUGAAAUUUCCCUAUGGCAUAUUGAAUGUCCAUCCCAGUUGCCUCCCGAGGUGGCGUGGUCCAGCCCCUAUAAUCCAUACAGUUCUCCAUGGAGACAAAGUUACCGGAGUGACAAUUAUGCAAAUUAGACCUAAAAGGUUUGAUGUAGGCCCAAUUCUAAAACAGGAAACUGUUCCUGUACCACCCAAGAGCACCGCCAAGGAAUUGGAAGCACUGUUAUCAAGACUGGGUGCCAGCAUGCUUAUUUCAGUUUUGAAAAAUCUGCCUGAAAGUUUAAACAGUGGAAGGCAGCAGCCAGCUGAGGGGGUGACAUAUGCCCCUAAGAUUUCUGCUGGUAAAAGCUGUAUAAAAUGGGAGGAACAAACUUCAGAGCAAAUAUUCAGACUUUAUCGUGCCAUUGGAAAUAUAAUUCCGUUGCAGACACUCUGGAUGGAUAAUACCGUUAAACUUCUGGAUCUGGUGGAAGUUAACAGUUCCAUCCUUGCUGAUCCAAAAUUAACAGGACAGGCUGUUAUUCCAGGAUCACUAAUGUACCAUAAACAGUCACAAAUGCUGCUGGUUUCUUGCAAGGAUGGCUGGAUUGGUGUGCGAUCAGUGAUGCUCAAGAAAACACUAACAGCUACUGAUUUCUACAAUGGAUAUUUGCACCCCUGGUACCAAACAAAUUCUCAAGCUCAGCCAAGCCAGUGCAGAUUUCAGACUCUCAGACUGCCAGCAAAGAAGCAGCAGAAAAAAAAGAUUGUUGCUAUGCAACAGUGUAUUAAGUAGUUAGGAAGAAGAUGGACAAGAAUCUGUUACGUAUUUGUAAUUUAUUAAAAGCCUUAUUUAUAAGGAAUUACAGUGGGUGGCUCCUAUGGUUAACACAGUCAGCUGCUAACCAAAGUGUUGGAAGCUCACGUUCACCCAGAGGUGCCUUGGAAGAAAGGCCAGAUGAUCUACUUCUGAAAAAUCUACUUCCAAAAACCCUAUGGAGCACAGUUCUACGCUGACAUACAUGGGGUCACCAUGAGGCGCAAUCAGCUCGAUGGCCACUGAGUACUGUUACCUUGGCUUUCAAAGAAGAUGAAACUGUUGGAAAAAGAGAUUAUUGUCAAAAAGAUGGAUUACCUCACUUCCUACUUUUUAACAGUAAUUAAAAGCUUUUUCUACUUGAAUAACAAAAGAAGCUUUAAAUAAAAUUUUUAUUAAUAUCAAACUCAAGGAGAUUCUGUCUUUCCCUAAAGAGCAAGGACAACUAACUGGUGUGUUUAUUUGUAGGUACUCGAGAGAGAUCCUUUUAAAAAUAGUGCCUGUGUUGAAUGUUUUAAAUCCUGUUUCCCUGUUGACUAUGUUACCGGUUUAGGAGUAUUUCAUCUGCAUUUCUGAUUUUCAACAAGUAGUUAAAUCAACUCUUUAUAUUCCUUGACCACCUGGUUCUCAUCAAGUAGUAAAUAUAUGAUACUGAAUCAUCUCUGUCACAUAGAUCUGUAUUAUGAAUUCACAUUUUACAUGUAGGUCUUCCCGAAGUAGGAAUAUGCUCACAUUUUCACCUUACUUGGAAAUAAAGGUUGGGGAGCAUCUGGUCUGUGCAAAUGCAUCUUCUCUG